Molecule: messenger RNA, 2742 nt
Organism: Aspergillus nidulans FGSC A4
Lineage: Eukaryota; Fungi; Ascomycota; Eurotiomycetes; Eurotiales; Aspergillaceae
Product: snoRNA-binding rRNA-processing protein NOP14
Exons: 2
Coding region: 1-2742 (913 amino acids)
Cellular component (GO): nucleolus; small-subunit processome
Source: RefSeq, a predicted model, not a curated record
AUGCCGCCGUCGCAGCUCAAGCAGCUGAAAGCUUCUCUUCGCGAUACUGGAUUACUGGGUCCCCAGAAGUCCAAGAAGCAGAAGCGUCAAAAUGCGAAGACCGGUGCGAAUGCGCAAAACCGGGCCCAACGCGAGUCCGCCCUAAACGCUAUUCGAGAACGAUUCAAUCCCUUUGAGAUUAGAACGGUUUCCCGCGGCAAGUUCGAUGUGACUACACGAGAUGGCGGCGCCAAGUCAGCUUCAGGGAACUUUCGACCGGGAGUCACCAAGUCUCUUGGUGAAGAGAGGAGACGUCAAACCCUAUUGCAGGAGAUGGAUCGCAGGAAUAAAGUCGGAGGUAUUAUGGAUCGGCGUUUUGGUGAGAACGACCCGACCAUGACACCGGAAGAACGAGCCGCGGAACGAUUCGCCAGAGCCAGCCAAAAGAAACUACGCAAAGACUCGAUGUUCAAUCUUGAGGAGGAUGAUGAAGAGGAGUUUACGCUUACGCACAAGGGUGAAUCGCUAUCGUUCGGUGAUGAGGAUGGCAUUCGCGAUGAUUUCCAGGAAGAUUUAGACGCAGGCGACAUGUCAGAUACUGAAAUGCCUCGAAAGAGAAAACGAUUCAUUGACGAUCCCGAAGCCGAGGAGGACGGAUCGCAAGAUGGGGAAGAUGUCCCGGAACGAAAGAAAUCGAAGCACGAAGUCAUGCAGGAGGUCAUCGCCAAAUCCAAGUUUUACAAAGCGCAGCGACAAAUGGCGAAGGAGGACGAUGAUGAAUUACGUGAGGAGCUGGAUAAGGGUCUACCUGAACUCUUUGAUAUGCUCCGAGGAGUGAAACCCCCUCCAAAACAAGAACCGCCAAAGGACGAUCUUGCAGGAAUGAAUCCCGAUCGCGCAGCCAUCAUGCAAGGCCACUCUCAGGGAGACCCAGAAAAGGAGUACGAUCAGCGAUUGAAGCAACUGACUUUCGACAAGCGAUCGAUGCCUACGGACCGUACUAAGACAGAGGAAGAGAAGGCGGAAGAAGAGGCACAACGGUUGAAGAAACUCGAGGAAGAACGGAUUCGCAGAAUGCGUGGUGAAGACGUUAGCGAGGACGAAGCAGAGGCGGCCGAAGAGGAAGAGGACGGCGAAGAGUCUGAGGAGGAAUCUCUCCCGGAUGAUGCAAAAGAUUUCGGGUUGCAGCAGCCUACAAAUUACUCCACAUCUCGGCCAGAGGGUGUUGACGAUGAAGACGAUUUUAUCCUUGACGACCUCGUAGAAACGAGGUCGGACGUCAGCUUAUCGUUUGUCGAAGACGACGAGGAUAUUAUUGGUUCUGAAGAAGAGUCUGAGGAUGAGGAAGAGGAAGACGAGCUCAUUAACGGCAUCACCAUGCCAGGCGAGGAGUCUGGCAAUGAAGCACCAGCUCCUGAUACACAGAUUGCCGGCGAUGGGCUUGCAUAUACAUACCCGUGUCCAAACAGCCAUGAGGAGUUUCUUAAAACAAUCAAGGACAUCUCUUAUGAAGACCUGCCAACCGUUAUCCAGCGGAUCCGAGCUCUGCACCACCCCCGCCUUCACAGUGACAACAAGGUCAAGCUUGGCCGAUUCGCCGGUAUCCUCGUUCAGCACGCCGCAUACAUGGUUGAACAGCCACAACGCCCGCCCUUUGCCGUCGUGGAAAACGUACUGCGUCACAUCCACUCUUUAGCCAAGAGCCAUCCCGAGAGUGUAUCACUGGCAUUCAGGGCCCAGCUGCGCGAAGUCGCAGCAGACCGUCCGCUCAGCCUCCGACCUGGUGACCUUGUCAUCCUCACUGGAAUCGCCACUAUCUUCCCAACCUCGGACCACUUCCACGCUGUAUCUACACCAGCGCAUCUCUGCCUUGCUCGGUAUCUCGGACAAGGGCCCGUCAACUCGCUGUCUGACUUGUGCACGGGCACCUACGCUGCCAGUCUAGCCUUGCAGUACCAGACUAUCUCUAAGCGCUACAUGCCCGAGUUUCUGAACUACGUCCUUAACGCGCUGUGUAUUCUCAGUCCUGGAGAGCCUUCCUCUAAGCUCGGAUCCUUCCCUCUCCGCCAACCGACAGAACUCCUACGUAUCAGACCUUCAAAACCUCUAAACAUCCGCAAACUCCAGUUUUUGGACGUAUCCGCACGAUCAGAAAUAGAUCCAGAGGACCUUAAACUCUCCCUCAUCACAACCCUUUCCUCCCUCCUCAAUACAGCAUCCGAUCUCUGGUCCAGCAAGUCCGCCUCAGUUGAGAUCUUCAACCAAGCACAGGCUGUCCUUCAACACGUCUCGAGUUCCUGCGUCGACGUCAACAAGAAAGCAAAGAAGGCAAAGAAUCCCUUGAUCCCUGCCGCCGCUCUGGACACGCUCCAAUCCACCCUCGACAAGCUCUCCACUGUCCUCUCUCAAUCUCGCCUCACACGCCGGCCACUCCUCUUGCACAACCACAGACCACUUGCUGUCAAAACGGCGAUUCCGAAGUUCGAGGACUCGUUCAACCCUGACAAGCACUACGACCCCAACCGUGAGCGGGCUGAGGUUAACCGGCUCAAGGCGGAGUACAAGCGUGAGCGCAAGGGUGCUAUGCGCGAGCUCCGCAAGGACGCAAACUUCAUUGCCAGGGAGAAGUUGCGGGAGAAGAAGGAGAAGGACGCUGAAUAUGAGCGAAAGUAUAAGAGGCUUGUUGCAGAGGUGCAGAAUGAGGAGGGGAGAGAGGCAAAUGCUUAUGAGAGGGAGAAGAGGAUGCGGCAGGGGAAGAGGUAG